Culex pipiens pallens (northern house mosquito) is the source of this 1959-nucleotide messenger RNA. Its product is annotated as QRFP-like peptide receptor. NCBI's taxonomy places the organism in Eukaryota, Metazoa, Arthropoda, Insecta, Diptera, Culicidae. Gene Ontology annotation, biological process: G protein-coupled receptor signaling pathway. Gene Ontology annotation, cellular component: plasma membrane. Gene Ontology annotation, molecular function: G protein-coupled receptor activity. The transcript has 4 exons. The coding region runs from base 1122 to 1556 and encodes 144 amino acids. The record is from RefSeq and is a predicted model, not a curated record.
CGCUCAGUUUCGAUUCAAGUGUCGGAACGCUCGGAUGCUCUUGCCUUGAGCACUCUCUCCCGGGCUCGCGAAGUGUGGUUUCCUGUUUGGUCCUGGGGACUUGGUUGGAUUUUUGGACUUGCAAAUUUUAUCAUUCGAAGUUUUGAGUGGCGAUUGAAAAAAAAAAGUUUAUUCAAUUGUGGGGUCGAAAAAUCGAAUAAAGUUUUCGUGAUUUUCUGGUUCAGUCUUUACGCAGUUAUCUUCGAUAAGAUAAUAAAGUAAACUGAAGUCGAGGGAUCAGACAAUGUGAAAGCUGCGUAACGACGGAAUGCUGUUAGUUGAUCCAGUCAGGAUUAUCACGGAUGCCGGCUUGAGCAACUAAAGUGUGUAAAGUGUACAGCAAGUUUUGCACUAAAAAUAAAAUCAAACUUCAGUUCCUACUUCAAGACAAACGAAGAUAUGCAUAAAAAAGCCAAUUCAGAACUUACUUGUGAGAGUCGUAAAAUGUGGUAUAAUCGAUUGGUUUGCAGUGAAGGUAACGUUUAAUGGUGAGACAGAGAAAAAGAAGAAAGAAAACUUUCUCCCCUAUAACCCUCACCUCAAUGGAAAUUUCUACUGCCAUCAAAAAGCUUCAAAGUGAUAGUGUUGUGAAUCUUUCUCAAAAUGAAACAAAAGUUUACAAUAGUUCCUAAACAAAUUUAAAGAGCUUGCAAGUGAAUCUGGUUAAGUUGCAUUUAUAUUUAAACUCAGUUUAAGUGAGCCUACGAGAAGAACUGAUUUCGCACGGUGAACCGCCGCAAGUUUCGCUAGGCCACGUGUUCGGUGGUGAUGAUGCCGCCGUGUUACUUCCGAGUGUCCUGGCGAACGCAACGGCCGCAAAAACGACGACCCCGGGACUACUGAGCGCACUCAGUGAAACCGUUGCAGCCGGCUACUUGAGCGUAACGGGCGGUGUAGACCACGAGCAGCAACAGCCCGGAUCAUCCGUGACGGAUGGCAUCACGACCGCUGCAGACUUGGGCAGCAGAAUCGGUCGAUUGGUGUUGAACGCCAGUGUCACCACCGGCCAGGGCUUUGAAGAUGAGUUCUUCAAUGGCAGUGGCAGCAGCAGCACCAGCAGCUUCAACGAGUCACUCAACGACAUGCCACAGAUUCCGGAGUACAUCCGGGCGACCUCGAUGGUGUUCUGCAUUAUCAUCAUGUGUUUGGGUGUCAUCGGAAACAUUAUGGUGCCCAUUGUCAUCCUCAAGACGAAAGACAUGCGCAACUCGACCAAUAUCUUCCUAACGAACCUAAGUAUCGCGGAUCUGCUGGUGCUGCUCGUCUGUACGCCAACGGUUCUGGUGGAAGUAAACUCACCACCCGAAGUAUGGGUGCUGGGAGAGGAAAUGUGCAAAGCGGUCCCAUUUGUGGAGCUGACGGUGGCCCACGCGAGCGUCCUGACGAUCCUGGCGAUAUCCUUCGAGCGGUACUACGCCAUCUGUGAGCCGCUGAAGGCCGGCUACGUGUGCACCAAGACGCGGGCGUUGUUGAUCUGCCUGGCCGCGUGGACCGUGGCUGCCAUCUUGACGAGGUAAGUUAGGAUAAUGGAACGAAUUUUGUAAGUUGACUAAUACGAGAGAUUUGUUUAUUGUAAAGUAACUCACAUUGCAUGCCUUAAAUCACUGUUGAAUUCUAUUAAUUAACAAUAUUUACUCAUCUUGUGUGUACUUGGUGUUUGCCUAUUGUAUGCAUGUAAUGUAUAUUGCUUUCACAAAUGUAUAAACUGUAAGCUUGUAGUCUUCAUUCGAUAUCUUUCAAAUUAACUUCUCAUCUAUCUUCUCAUUGCAACAUUUUCAACCGUUUACAAGAAAAACAAACUCCAAGCAAAAAUAAAUGAACUUUCCAGCAUCGUCGUGUCAACCGACUUGAACGAUUUAAAUUUAUUGCACCAUUCUGCUCAGUGAACUUUCCACGAGGAAAAUAAUCACGUGGGAAAAU